UGCGCGCUGCUGCUGAGUCGUCUCCCGCCCGGUCUCUCCCUCCCUCCUCUCUUUUCUCUCUCUCUCUCGCUCUUCUUCUGCUUAGCGGCGGCGAGUCGCGGGCUGAGGCGAGGCGGGCGCGGGCCUCCGCCAGCUAUGGACCUGGAGGCGUCCGACGAGACGGGCUCCGCUGGAGGAGCCGAAGCGGGAGGAGCCGGAGCCGUCACCCCCGAAGCGGGCGGUUGGGGGGCACCGCUGGACUCGGCGGCAGGAGGAGGGCUGGCUUUGAAGAAGGCCGUUCUAACAGAG
Molecule: messenger RNA, 288 nt
Organism: Thamnophis sirtalis
Lineage: Eukaryota; Metazoa; Chordata; Lepidosauria; Squamata; Natricidae
Source: RefSeq, a predicted model, not a curated record